This is a messenger RNA of Psylliodes chrysocephalus, 1181 nucleotides long. Lineage: Eukaryota; Metazoa; Arthropoda; Insecta; Coleoptera; Chrysomelidae. The record is from the annotation of a GenBank genome assembly.
GUCAAAUUUUGUUUGACAACCUGUGACAGUUUUUCAUCCCUGUUUUUUUAAUAUUACAAUUAUUCCAUGUAAAUAGAUCACCAGGAAGGAAACUUUAUAACUUCAGAACACAACAUAAAAAUGGAAGUUAACACUAGUACAAAAGUACCGGAAAGUAACAAUGCUGAUGGUACACCAAUACCAGUUAUUAGAGAAAACUGUGCAGAACCGUGCUCUCUGGAAAACACCGUUGUAGACAGUAACACACCCGUUAACAAUGACCAACCACCCGAGGGUUCGAUUGUUUCAGAAACUGAUACAAAACUAUCUCCAACUCCCAGUGAAGAAAAACUUGAAUGUCAAUCAGAAUCAGGAUCACAAACACAAAAUAUUCCAGUACAGGUAAAUGCAGGUGCGGAAAAUCAAUCACAAGUUGAAAGAAAUGAAGCGAAUAUACAAGAAAUGCAGCAAAUUACGUCAGAAAAAUUACAACCAGUACAGGCAGAAAAGAUAGAAGCAAUACCUGCAGAGAAACAAAGAGACCAGAUGAGCUCUGCUGCUUCAACUUGUUCGCAGUCGCAGCAUGAACGAGUAGAUAGAAACCAAAGUGAUAUUUUUUCGUUAAAAAAUGACCAUGUACAAUCGUCCAUAUUUUCUAUAAAAGGAACACCGUCAAAAAGGGUUUACAAACAAAGGGAAGUAACUCAAAAUAAUAUAUUUCCUGGACAAGAUAUGAAACAGGCUCAACCACCCAGCCAAAGCCAGACAGAACCUGAGGAUAAGAUGAGGGACAAGAACAGCUAUCACAAUGUAAAAAGGCCUUCCAGUUCUAUGAGGAAUCCCUUGACCGGCACGGGCCUUAUAUCCAAUGAUGAAUACAGAUUUAGAAGGAACAGAAGAAAAGCAGAGUUGGAUGGAAAUCCUUUACUGGGAGUUGGAUAUCCAGAACAAGCAAGCCCUGUUACAUCGACCCCUGUUACACCACGGGUUCCACCUGGAGGUUUUUCGCACAAUCUCUGGUGAUUAUUUGAAUAAGAUCGUUACAUUGAAAACCCUCAAAAAAUUUCAGUAAUAUUUUUUACAAUUUUUUAAAUAGUAUGUCUUAUUGACAACAUAUAUUUGUAUAUUUUUAGUAAGUUUUUUUCAUAUAUUAUAUAUACUUUAUGCAUGUAAAUAUUUAUAUUACUCUAAUGAGUAGGUAU